AUGGAGCAGUUAUAUACUGUGCUUGAUGGGGUAAGACGAAACAUAGUUUUCCUUGAAGAGGGAACAUGCAGUUGCGGAAAAUUUCAAAUGGAUGAACUUCUAUGUCCGCAUGCUUGGGCAGUUUUGAAGAACCAGCAGCUGAAACCUGGCCGCUAUUGCUCUUUUUACUACAAGAAGGAUAACCUCCUUAGAGCUUAUGAAUUUCCAGUGAAUUCGAUGCCAGAUGAGAGUUUAUGGGUAAUUUCAACAGAGGUGCUGGAAGAUAGGGUCCUACCACCUAAAGGGAGAAGGAAUGCAGGAAGGCCAAGAAAGGAAAGACUCAAACCUGCUUCAGAGAAAGAGUCUAAGAGGGCGUUUUCACGUUCUGUGUGUGGACAAAGUAGUCAUAAUAGAAAAAUAUGUAGGAAUCGACCAAAAUAA
Molecule: messenger RNA, 420 nt
Organism: Nicotiana attenuata
Lineage: Eukaryota; Viridiplantae; Streptophyta; Magnoliopsida; Solanales; Solanaceae
Exons: 1
Coding region: 1-420 (139 amino acids)
Molecular function (GO): zinc ion binding
Source: RefSeq, a predicted model, not a curated record